AGCGCCUGCAUGGAAAAACAGGAAAGUGUAGUAAAAUUGGGAUCACAGACAAAAUGCAUUUGUAUACAGCCAGGUUUGAACUUGAGAACAACUCUAAGCAGAUCCACAGCAAUGCAAGCACAUAAACCUUCACCAGCACCUGGAUUUUCAAGUGCUAACUAUGUGCCAGGAUAUCAAGUCCCCUAUGGCCACCCUCAGCACGCACCUGGGACUUACCAAGGCGUCACAGGUGCAGGGAGCUAUGGCUUCCAGGUACAGGACGUAAGAAUCCCAGAGGGAUUUGCUUUUCCACCCACCCAGAACCAGCCUAUCGUGAGUGAGAGGACAAUCUGGAUGCCUGUCCCUCCUCCUCUUCCCAACUGCCCUCCUGGACUGGAAUACCUCACACAGAUUGACCAGAUAUUAAUUCAUCAGCAAAUUGAACUUCUUGAGAUUUUGUCUGGCUUUGAAACAAACAACAAAUAUGAAAUCAAGAAUACGCUGGGGCAAAGGGUAUACUUUGCAGCAGAGGACACUGACUGCUGUACCAGGAACUGCUGUGGGCCAUCACGACCCUUCACCCUCCGGAUUAUAGACAACCUGGGCCACGAGGUGAUAACGCUGCAAAGACCCCUCCGGUGUUCUUCGUGCUGCUUUCCCUGCUGCUUACAGGAGCUGGAAGUUCAGGCGCCUCCAGGAACACCAGUUGGUUACGUUGUCCAGAACUGGCAUGCCUGCCUGCCGAAGUUUACCAUUCAAGAUGCGAAAAGAAUGGAUAUACUGAAAAUUACUGGCCCAUGUGUUGUCUGCAGCUGUUGUGAGGACGUCAAUUUUGAGGUGAAGUCUGUGGAUGAGACUGCUACUGUUGGGAGGAUUUCUAAGCAGUGGACUGGGUUUGUGAAAGAAGCCUUUACAGAUGCUGAUAACUUUGGAAUCACAUUCCCAAUGGACCUUGAUGUAAAAAUGAAAGCUGUCAUGAUUGGUGCUUGCUUCCUUAUUGACUUCAUGUUUUUUGAGCAUGCUGGUGAUAAGCAACAGCGAACAGGAGUUUGGCAAUGAAAUCCAGAACUUCUAUACAGAGGGAAGAAGAACAUAAAUCUCUCAACUUCCCAGUUGAUUGAAGAGCUCCAUUAAGAAUGUGAGAAAUGUAUAUCUUGUGCUUGUAGUUAUACUUCUAUAAACUCAAAAUUUAUGGUUUUUUUUUUGUUUUUUUUUUCCCUGGUUGUUUUUUUGGGUUUUUUUUGGUUUUUUUGUUUUUUUGGUUUUUUAAAUCUGAUGAAAUAACUUUUUGUGUAAUCUGGUUAAAUAAUGUGUAGUAUUCAAGUAAGAACCCUUUGUCUGUCCAUAUCAAUACUGUAAUUUAUAGAAAUUUUUAGCAGCCUUCUCUUUCCAAGAAAUUUGGAAUUGUAAAAUAACUACUCAUAUAGUUACUUUAAUUCCUAAAAAAGAGAGCUACUAUUAUAUUCAAUAUUAAUAUAAGCAGUGAGCGUAAUAAAGAGUCCUGAUCUUUUCCCAUGUA
Messenger RNA from Falco peregrinus (peregrine falcon), 1498 nucleotides. RefSeq names its product phospholipid scramblase 2. The transcript is spliced from 9 exons. The coding region runs from base 10 to 1038 and encodes 342 amino acids. NCBI's taxonomy places the organism in Eukaryota, Metazoa, Chordata, Aves, Falconiformes, Falconidae. Gene Ontology annotation, molecular function: phospholipid scramblase activity. Gene Ontology annotation, cellular component: plasma membrane. The record is from RefSeq and is a predicted model, not a curated record. Gene Ontology annotation, biological process: plasma membrane phospholipid scrambling.